AUGAGGUUCAAGAUCUCCCAUUUAAAUGAACAACAUCAUAUCCUUUUCUAUCAAAAGCUAACUACUUGCUUAGGAUGGAUUACAGCAGAUGAGCUAUACUCGUGCGGUGAUGAUCACCAAAUGCUCAAAUGGAGCUUACUAUCGGAAGACACAAAACAGGUCGCUAAGUUGCCCGCUGAAAUCUAUGCUACUGAUAUGCACUGGUUUCCAAAACUAAUCAGCGGCAAGAAGCAAUCGCAACCUGAAAUUUUAGCCUUAGGAUCAACUGAUGGUAAACUUCAUCUAAUAUCCAAAAAUGGCCGAGUUGAAAAAUCCGUCGACGCUCAUAAAGGUGCUGUCCUAGCCACAAGAUGGAGCUAUGAUGGCAGUGCUCUAGUAACAGCGGGUGAAGAUGGCCACGUUAAAAUUUGGUCAAGAAGCGGAAUGCUACGUUCAACUCUGAACCAAGCAGCUUCUCCAGUCUAUUCUACCGUUUGGAGUCCGGACUCGGAUCAGGUUCUUCAUACUUUUGGGAAAGAGUUGAUUAUUAAACCUUUGCAGCCCACAUCGAAACCUAUACAGUGGAAAGCCCACGAUGGAGUUAUUUUAAAAGCCGACUGGAAUCCAAUCAACAAUCUUAUCAUUUCCGGAGGUGAAGACUGUAAAUAUAAGGUUUGGGAUUCAUAUGGCCGACUAUUAUAUGCAAGUCAAGCCCAUGAAUUCCCAGUUACUUCACUAUCAUGGUCUCCUGAUGGUGAACUGUUUGCAGUCGGAUUAUUUAACACGUUGCGACUAUGUGAUAGAAGAGGGUGGUCGUACAGUAUGGAUAAACUUAACACAGGAUCGAUAUUUAGUAUCGCUUGGUCGAGCGAUGGUACUCAACUUGCUGGCGCAUGCGGAAAUGGUCAAGUUAUAUUUGCCAAUGUAGUAGAACGACGCCUAGAAUGGAAGAAUUUUGAAAUAACUAUCACCGAUUCCAAAACUAUCAAUGUUAAUGAUGUCAGUAAUGAUUCAAAAGAAAUACUAGAUUUUCGAGACAGAAUUAUUAAGACUAGCCUUUCGCAUGAUCAUUUACUUGUUACAACCACAACGCAAUGCUACAUCUAUAGCUGUAAGAAUUGGAAUACGCCCAUAAUUAUCGACUUAAAAGACAGCACAGUUAGCUUGAUCCUGCAAUCAGAAAAAUAUUUCCUAUUUGUGGACAAUAUUAAUGGUAUCCAGAUUUAUUCCUACGAGGGAAGAUUAGUUUCAUCACCAAAACUGAUUGGAGUGCGUACAGAUCUACUAAAUAAGCAUACUGUGUCAUUAAGCAAUGAUACAUUAGCGGUUAGAGAUGUCAAAGAUGAGCGGCUAAUUUAUUUAUUCGAGACCGCCAGUGGGAAAGCUGUAGGCUCUGGCAAACCGAUACAACAUCAGUUGGAAAUAAUUGAGACCUGUCUUGACCAAUGUGGUCCUGCUAUGGAACGCCAACUCGCUAUCAUAGAUAAAAAUAGAGAUGUUUAUUUAGCCAAGGUUCGACGAUCAGAAGCGGCAUUCAUCAAACUAGGUACUAUGGUAUCCUCAUUGGCAUGGAAUGAUGCUUGUAAUAUGUUAGCGGCAAUUCAAGAUAAUCACUUUACCAUUUGGUAUUAUCCAAGUGUUGUCUACGCUGAUCGCGAUAUUCUUCAUUUAACACAGUACGAAAAAAACGCCAGCGAAUUCGGUAAGAGUCCACAAAUUUUAAGUUUCGCUGAUAAUUACUGCGUAAUGAGAAGAGCCGAUGGAGCAGUUGUCACUACGUGCACAUCUCCUUAUCCGGCAGUGCUGCAUGAAUAUGCUAACAAAAACAGAUGGGCAGAUGCUGUUAAGUUAUGCCGAUUUAUCAAGGAUCCGGCGAUGUGGGCAUGUCUAGCUGCCAUGUCCGCCUAUGCUAAAGAUUUAAGCACAGCUGAAAUCGCCUAUGCUGCAAUUGAUGAGGUGGAUAAAGUACAAUAUAUUACAUAUAUCAAAGAUAUUCCAUCGCGUGAAGGCCGCAAUGCUGCCAUGGCAUUAUUCUGCAGACAAUCGGCUGAAGCUGAAAGUAUCUUAUUGCAAGCUGGAUUAAUAUAUCGCGCUAUUGAAAUGCAUAUUAAUAACCAUAAUUGGGAAAGGGCCCUAGAUCUGGCAAUCAAGAAUAAAACGCAUGUCGAUACGGUAUUGGCAUUUCGUCAAAAGUAUCUGUCCAAACUUAAGCGGCAGGAAACUGAUAAAAAAUUUGCAAAAUAUGCUCAAGAAGUCACCAUCGACUGGGAGAAAAUUAAUGCUAAAAUUGAAAAUGAACUACAGAAAGAAAAGGAAAGACCUACCACUACAAAACGAAAAUAA
Molecule: messenger RNA, 2322 nt
Organism: Trichoplax adhaerens
Lineage: Eukaryota; Metazoa; Placozoa; Uniplacotomia; Trichoplacea; Trichoplacidae
Exons: 25
Coding region: 1-2322 (773 amino acids)
Biological process (GO): cilium assembly
Cellular component (GO): intraciliary transport particle B; cilium; centrosome
Molecular function (GO): protein binding
Source: RefSeq, a predicted model, not a curated record